CUGAGGGCAAGCUGCCAUUGCCUCCUGUUCGGAGGUGUUGUCGGCUAGUCAGGGGAAGGGGAUGGCGGCGAAGCGGAGCUUUGUGGUUUUCGACCUUGGCGGUGUUCUUUACGGCACCAGCGCGCAGGAAGUCUUCCGGCGCUUCGAGGGGUCUCUGGGCCUGCCCGGUAACUUCUUCCAAGAUGUCAUUGUGAAAGGAGGCCUGGAUGGGCCUUUCUCCAAAGCAAUGCUUGGUCAGAUCGGACUGAUGCAGCUAAUCGCCGAGUUAGAUGAAGACUGCAAGAAGGCAGCUGCUGCCUCUGGACUCUCCCUCCCUGACAAUUUCUCAGUUGCUCAGGCUUUUGAGGAGAUAACAGACCAAGAAAUCCUGAACACGCCUCUUCUGCAAGCUGCCCUUACUCUGAAGAACAAUGGUUUCAAGAUUGCUGUCCUUACAAACAACUGGAUUGAUGAUCGCCCGCAGCGACACAGCACGGGGCGCAUCUUUUGUCUGCUGCAGAAGUACUUUGACGCAGUGAUUGAGUCCUGUCGUAUUGGCCUGCAGAAACCAGAUCCCAAGAUCUAUGAGUACACCCUAGAGGUGCUGAAGGCAAAACCCCAGGAGGUUAUUUUUCUGGAUGACAUUGGAGCAAACUUGAAGCCUGCUCGGGAGAUGGGAAUAGCCACCAUCCUCGUGAAAGACGCUGACUCUGCUGUAAAGGAGCUGCAAGAUUUGACCGGGGUUCAGCUUCUUGGCCAAGAACACUUGCCACCUGCCUGUGAGCCAGAAAAUGUGGUCCAUGGCUAUGUGACCAUCAAGCCUGGUACCCAGCUUCACUUCGUAGAGAUGGGAAAUGGCCCUGCAAUUUGCCUCUGCCAUGGCUUUCCAGAAUCCUGGUUUUCUUGGCGAUACCAGAUCCCAGCGCUUGCUGAUGCCGGCUUCCGUGUCCUGGCCUUGGAAAUGAAAGGCUAUGGGGUCUCCACAGCACCACCAGACAUAAAAGAAUAUUCCCAGGAAGAAAUAUGCAAGGAUCUGGUGGUCUUCCUGGACAAAAUGGGAAUUUCCCAGGCAGUCUUCAUUGGUCAUGACUGGGGUGGGGCAACCGUGUGGAACAUGGCGCUCUUUUACCCUGAACGAGUUAGGGCCGUGGCCAGCCUAAAUACACCCUUCAGGCCUGCAAAUCCUAAGGUUGAUGUAAUGGAUCUCAUCAGAUCUAUUCCUGUCUUCGAUUAUCAGCUCUAUUUUCAGGAACCCGGUGUGGCAGAGGCUGAACUGGAAAAGAACUUGAGCCGGACGUUAACAAUGAUGAUCCGGACAACCAAGAAAGAGGAUCGGCUGCCGGGAGUUUCGCUUGAUGUCAGCAAAGUACGAGAACGAGGAGGGCUGCUGGUGGGACUUCCUGAAAACCCUCCUCCAAGUUCCCUUCUGCCAGAGCCUGUUCUCCAGUACUACAUCCAGCAGUAUAAGAAAUCUGGUUUCAGGGGACCCGUGAACUGGUACCGGAACAUGGAGGCAAACUGGAGCUGGAAUGCGUCUGCACAAGGCAGAAAGAUCAGAGUGCCGGCGUUGAUGGUCACCGCUGGUAAAGACAGAGUUCUGCAUCCAGAAAUGAGCAAAAACAUGGAGGAAUGGAUCCCUCACCUGACCCGUGGCCACAUUGAGGAGUGUGGGCAUUUUACACAGAUGGAGAGGCCUGCAGCUCUUAACAAAAUCCUCAUUGGAUGGCUGGAGGAAGUUCACAAGAAUGCUUCUCCGCAAACUUCUGCCAAGCUCUAAGCAAGUCUCCCAGGACCCACCUGGCUUGGAUUCUCACUGGUUGAUUCUGAGAACUGUCGGGGAGUUGGGGGAAUUAUAGAGAAUUGUUCUGAAAGCAGUGAACAUAAGUGAAAUGUAUUUUUAUAUAGAUUAGAUUUUUGUCCCCUAGCAGGAGCUGUUCUCCAACCAAGCCACCCAAGCCAGUCCUUGGGGAGGUUCAGGGAGGACGCCCAUUCUCAGCUCACCUCUCUCCCAGCCAUUGAUGACCUAGGAGCAGUAAUGGGUACACCUUGCUUGGGAUAACAGAAUAUCUUAGACCAAUCCUAGACCUCAUCAGCUCAUUUUGUUCCUAGACGCUUAAUAAGUUUAGAGGCCAAAGAGAAACUAAGAAAAUCAUCCCAGGUAAUCUAUGAUAUUUCUUAUUAGAAUUGUCUGUCCCAGCAAGAUAUUUUAGCCAUCAUUGAAGUCGGUGUCUAUGAAAUGCUUUGGGAAAUGCAGUUGGGUUCUGUGAAGGAGAGCCUUUCUCUUUCUGCACUGGUUUGCAGUUUCUCUUUUCUUAAAAAGAACAAGGAACAGGCGCUGCUGCCUUCUUGCUAAGCUCAGUACUAACGUCUAGAUCUGGCUGUUUGCUUAGCCAGUUAACCAGAGGUGCAUUUUCUUCUACCUAGAGGAAAAUGGACAGAGUAGCCCUCCUCACUGGCCUUCCUGCAUAGUGUGGAAGGACAGAAAGAGAGUUGCCAUGAAAGCCAGAGUUCAGCAAACAGGUGCUGUGACCAAACUGCACAUGAUGGUGGGAGAUCUAUGAAGGUGUCAUGCAUGCAUGGGUUUUUUGAGCCGCCAUUGCAGCUGGAAGGGCUUAAACCUUUUUACUUUAUUUUCUGAACUUUUGAUCCCCAUCUCAGCGGUUUGCCCUGUGUAGGAAACACAAAGGAAUCACAUGCACAAGCACACAUGUUCUUCCAUGGGAGAAGUAGCAGCUCUGCCUAUUAGUGCCUUUUAAUCCCCCCCCCACGCCCCCCAGCUCAAGGCAUACAGGUUCUCCUUUUCCUCUUUUAUCCUCCCAGCAUCUCUCUAAAGUAGGUGAAGCUGAGAGUGCAUUACUAGCACGAGGAGGAGCUGAAAUCACCCUUUCCAGAUCCUAGUCUGAUACUCUAACCACCGUACGACAUUGACUCUCAAGCUAGAGCAAAGGGCACUUGAUCGUGUCCUCCGUGGCUGCAACCCCUGCCCCCCCCCCGAAUCCAUUCACAGAUCUCUAGCUAUCCCAUCUAGUUUGCACUGGUCUAUCCAGCCAAGAAUUUUGCUUCUUACUAUGGGCAGGGGCUCUAAGUGGAUGGAUUGCUACUGAAGAUGGUCACUAAGCCACAAAGCUCCUUGGAUGACCUUGGGCUUGUCAUUUCUGCCUAACCUACCUCAUAGGGUUGUUGUGGGGACAAAAUAAAGGGGAGAACUAUGAGCUCCUUGAAGAAAGGUUGGGAUCUUUGCUGAGCAUGUGGAGGAACCAAGAGCGUUGUAAUCAACGAAGAAUUGAGUUUCUGGUCAAUCUCGGCUAUUAGAAAGUUUUCUAGCACUGAACGGCAGCAAGUUUUCUUCGCAAUCAACAUUAGAAGUAGUUUGUGUUUGAUAUCUCAGCAGUCAGAGGAGUUGCCAAAUAAGAUUUCCAGUAAUUUGGGACGAACUUGCCUCUCUCCCUGUCUAGAUGCAUCAAAAGACGCUCACAAUGGGUGUGGCUAUGAGGGUAGCUGAAUUCAGUUUUCCUCAGUGCAGAAUCUGGAUUUCAGAAUCUUAAUGUACCUUCCAGCCUUUAACUGGAAAUAUUGGAUGUUGAACUUGGGUUCUCCUUAUUAUGUACAAAGUAACACCAUCCCCUGUGCAAUUGCUCCCAAGUGCUUGCAGAACAUGGGACUUUCUGGGUGUUUGGGUUUUUCAUUUCAGGCAAGUUCCUGCUAACUGCUUUUAUUGCUAAUAAAAUAUUUUCAUUUUA
Molecule: messenger RNA, 3719 nt
Organism: Eublepharis macularius
Lineage: Eukaryota; Metazoa; Chordata; Lepidosauria; Squamata; Eublepharidae
Gene: EPHX2
Product: epoxide hydrolase 2
Exons: 19
Coding region: 62-1756 (564 amino acids)
Biological process (GO): phospholipid dephosphorylation; cholesterol homeostasis
Cellular component (GO): peroxisome
Molecular function (GO): magnesium ion binding; lipid phosphatase activity
Source: RefSeq, a predicted model, not a curated record